AUGAUAACCACUUUAUUUCCAAGAUGUCUGACGACCUCGAUAUAUAUAUGGACAGCAUAUGUUACAAUACUUCAUGUAAACACGAUACCGAGCAUACUCGUGCUUACUCCAAUUCUGAUAUUGGCAACAAUAGGAAUCUUUGCUUAUUUCAGAGUAGUAUCGACGGGACCAGGAACUCCCUCUAAUUUUCCUGAUCUAAGAGUCUAUAAUUUGGAGGAUGCCAAGCGAGGAAUAGAAUUACCGCCUGAGUACAUUGCCAAGAGAUCAUUCACACUGAAAAAAGAUGGAAGAUACAGAUUAUGUCAAACAUGCCAAGUGUGGAAACCAGAUAGAUGCCAUCAUUGUUCAACCUGUGAUAAAUGUAUUUUGAAAAUGGAUCAUCAUUGUCCAUGGUUUGCUGAAUGUAUUGGGUUCGAAAAUCAGAAAUACUUCGUUCAAUUUUUGAUAUAUUGUACUGCUUAUUCCAUCGUAGUUCUUUUUUUCACGUCUUGUGAAUUGCAUUAUUGGUUCUCAGGUAAGCAAUAUGAGGAUGAGUUGAUUGACCUGAUGCUAUUGACAGUAUGGAUCUUGGCGAUUGUUAUUACGGUUAGUCUCAUUUUCUUUUCCUCAUUUUCCAUUUAUCAACUUCUCAAGAAUCAAACUACUAUUGAGAUGUAUGGUAUGAAACGAGAAAAGAGAGACCUGGAAUUAUUAAGAGGGUUGGAGGAUGCAGAAGUUGAUAAUAUAUUUGAUUUGGGAUCCAGGAGAAGAAAUUGGGAAAGCGUAAUGGGGGAAAGUUAUAUGGAAUGGAUAUUUCCCAUCAUGACAUAUAGACGUGUACGAAAUAAACACUCCAAGGAUGAGCAUGGGCUUUAUUUUGACAUCAGAAUGGAUAAUAGAAACCAUUUACUAGAAAGUGCUGAUUUACAAAAUAGGUUAUUGAGAAGGGUGACACCACGACCAUCAAUGGAAACCACUGAACCUUUAACGAACAGUUUUGAUUGA
Naumovozyma castellii is the source of this 984-nucleotide messenger RNA. It is a transcript of the gene PFA3, whose product is annotated as palmitoyltransferase PFA3. Bases 1 to 984 code for a protein of 327 amino acids. The transcript has a single exon. The record is from RefSeq and is a predicted model, not a curated record. Lineage: Eukaryota; Fungi; Ascomycota; Saccharomycetes; Saccharomycetales; Saccharomycetaceae.